AUGGACAAAUUGUCUACGUUGACCCGCUUCAAGGCGCACUGCCCGUUCCUGAAGACCACGCAAACUUCAGCCCUCCGCACUCUUUGCACCAGUGCCUCUCCUCGCUUCCCUUCCAUCUCUGCCCUGACUGAGCGGGCAACCAAAUGCCCGGUCAUGGGCCCCGCUCUCAAUGUCCGUGGACAAGAACUCGUAGCAGGCUACGCUAGUGUUGCUGGAGCUGGUGAUGUUGCCCAAAUCCACAAGGAAAAGGGUAUUACAGUCCCAGCUGGCGCGACUGUCGAAAUGUGCCCCCACGCUUCGGCGGCACGUGCUGCUGCUCGCACUGCUAGCGACCUGGCCGCGGCUGCUGUCAACAAGGCGGAGGCCAAAGGGUGCCCUUUCCACACUGCCGGAGCCCAGAUGCCAGCAGACCACCCUAAAGUCCCCCAAGCUGCAGCCAAGCCGGCCCGUGUCGGUUUCAACUACGAGUCAUUCUACGAGAACGAGUUGGACAAGAAGCACCAGGACAACUCGUACCGCUACUUCAACAACAUCAACCGUUUGGCGGCAAAGUUCCCCGUCGCACAUACCGGAAAUGUGAAGGAAGAGGUACAGGUCUGGUGCUCCAACGACUAUCUGGGCAUGGGCAACAACCCAGUUGUCCUCGAGACAAUGCAUCGCACCCUGGACAAAUAUGGCCAUGGCGCUGGAGGAACUCGCAAUAUAGCAGGAAAUGGGGCCAUGCAUCUUGGUCUAGAGCAAGAACUGGCUUCGCUCCACCGCAAACAAGCAGCGCUCGUCUUCUCGUCGUGCUACGUGGCCAACGAUGCGACCCUGUCCACUCUUGGCUCGAAACUGCCAGGCUGCAUUCUCUUUUCGGAUGCGAUGAACCACGCCUCCAUGAUCCAAGGAAUGCGCCACUCCGGGGCCAAACGGGUCAUCUUCAAGCACAACGACCUUGCUGACCUCGAGAGCAAACUCGCGCAAUACCCCAAAGAGACGCCCAAAAUCAUCGCCUUUGAGAGUGUCUACUCUAUGUGUGGAAGUAUCGGCCCGAUUAAGGAAAUUUGCGACUUGGCUGAACAGUAUGGUGCUCUGACUUUCUUGGACGAGGUACAUGCUGUCGGUCUAUACGGACCUCGGGGCGCCGGUGUCGCCGAGCAUCUCGACUACGACGCACACAAGGCGGCUGGCAACUCACCUGAACCCAUUCCUGGCUCCGUGAUGGAUCGCAUUGAUAUCAUCACCGGCACACUCGGCAAGGCAUACGGCGCUGUUGGCGGCUACAUCGCUGGCUCAGACGACCUCGUUGACAUGAUUCGUUCCUACGCACCCGGUUUUAUCUUCACAACGUCUCUGCCCCCCGCAACGGUUGCUGGUGCCCGCGCCAGUGUUGUCUACCAGAAGGAGUAUGUUGGCGACCGUCAACUGAAACAAGUCAACGUCCGUGAAGCCAAGCGCCGUUUUGCGGAGCUCGAUAUUCCUGUUGUACCCGGCCCCUCUCACAUCGUCCCCGUCCUCGUUGGUGAUGCUGCUCUUGCCAAAGCUGCCUCAGACAAGCUGCUUACGGACCACAACAUCUACGUGCAGUCAAUCAACUACCCAACUGUCGCCCGUGGCGAAGAACGACUGCGCAUAACCGUAACACCACGUCACACGGUUGAGCAAAUGGACAAACUCAUCGCGGCCGUCGACCAGGUGUUCACUGACCUGAGCAUCAACCGCUUACCAGAUUGGGUCCGUGAGGGUGGCAGGGCUGGUGUUGGCAUAGGCGCACCAGAACCAGAACCAAUAUGGAACGACAGUCAGCUUAGUUUGGGUACACCAACGGCACCUCAGACGUUGCACGAUGGACAACGACCCGUGGUUGACACAAAAGCUGUCAAUGCUGCUCGAAACCGGUUCAACAUACUUCUCGGCCCCGUCAACAACAACAACACAGUCAACUCCACCCCCACCGCUAGCAAGGGCAUCGAUGGACCGGCACUUGCGAACAUCAAGGUUCGCACCGGAGUUCCUCUUAUCAAAGAGAAACUCGACAUCCCUGUGCCCCCUCCCCCUUCUGCGGCUCUGGCUUAG
This is a messenger RNA of Mycena indigotica, 2058 nucleotides long. Its product is annotated as 5-aminolevulinate synthase. Bases 1 to 2058 code for a protein of 685 amino acids. Gene Ontology annotation, cellular component: mitochondrion. The record is from RefSeq and is a predicted model, not a curated record. The transcript has 3 exons. NCBI's taxonomy places the organism in Eukaryota, Fungi, Basidiomycota, Agaricomycetes, Agaricales, Mycenaceae. Gene Ontology annotation, biological process: heme biosynthetic process. Gene Ontology annotation, molecular function: 5-aminolevulinate synthase activity; pyridoxal phosphate binding.